Chenopodium quinoa (quinoa) is the source of this 2080-nucleotide messenger RNA. RefSeq lists its product as uncharacterized. Bases 1082 to 1972 code for a protein of 296 amino acids. The transcript is spliced from 10 exons. The record is from RefSeq and is a predicted model, not a curated record. Lineage: Eukaryota; Viridiplantae; Streptophyta; Magnoliopsida; Caryophyllales; Amaranthaceae.
UGAAAGUUGGAUUCAACAAUAAUGGUCUGAACGAGAUCUAAUCUGGCCCGUAAACGAUUAGGACCAUCUGUUGCAUUAUCGCAAAAGUAGAAGCAUCGUUUGGAAGUUUUGAAAAAUCAAACACCAACGUCACCAUUUUUGUGUUGAUUUUGCAUAGGGAACUGUCUCUCAUCAAUAAUUCAACAAAAUUGCAGUAACUAAAAUAGCAAUUACAAUAAAAAAAAAUAAAAAAAAAAUAUAGCAAUUACAGUACUCAUUUGUUAGUUUCCUAUUCCCAUUUCUUAUGAAAAAAAAAAAUACAAAUUAACAUCCCAAUAUCCCAUUACGAAUAUGCAUCAAUUGGUCUUAUUAAAUAGGAAUAAUACGUUAGAAACGUUAAUGUGUGAUAUUCUCUUUUGUUCUUUAUAUUUUUCUCGUAAGCUCAUUUCUUUUUGUUCUUUACACUUCUACUUUAUUUUUUUCGAGGUAUUUAUCACGGCCAUCGAUUAUUCCAAUUUCAUACUUUUAUUACAUGUUGUCCACUUUUCAUUCCUUUUUUUUUUUCUUGCAUUAAUCAAAAUCACAAGAACACUUCAUAAUAAAGCUAUUGUAAAACUCGAACACAAACAAGUUGUUCACGAGUCAUACAUGAAAGUGUACUAUUCAACUUUUGCUCAUUACUAAACAAGCUUGAAAAUUUUAUUCUUCAACUGCGUAUUGUCUUAGCUUAGAAGUAUGGACCAAUUAAUUUAGCAUUACGUUGUUAAUUAUACAUUAUAGACCUCACAGACUCACAGUACAUGAGAGUAAUAGACUAGUAAACAUCAAUAAUAAAAAGAACAAAUCUUUGUAAAAUGGAUAUCUACUUAUCUAGUUGUUUGUUGUAUAACAUAUUCAGAUAUUCUACUAUGCAAUUACAGAAUAACUCAAAGAUGGCAGGAAGGACAAAAUACUGCACAAAUCGAAUGAAAUCGUUCGUAGUCCCAUUGUCGAACUACACACUUGAUACUGAUACGUUUCCAGGCGUUCCAGUUUCUUUCCUUGAGGUAAUAAUCAUUCUCUAGCCAUUUUCGACAAUUCUGCAUAACACCGCCAUUCCAGUAUGCUUGGUACUUGUAAAGGUAUAACAUCAAAUACUAUGGCAUCUGCGUGCUUAAUGAAGUUAUACGAAGGAGGAGAACUUACAAUGGUAAAUAAAAGUGAGACAGAACAACUUUCUCAAUUUUCGGCUUACUUUACUAGUGCCACUGAUCAACCACCAGCCUGCAAUAUUGCUACAUUUCAAGCAUCAUCCGAAGACUUGCCUCUUCAGCGUGCAGAGUGGAUCAAAUAUAUAGCAGUGUUCGCGAAUUUGGAAGUCAGAGCAAACUCUGUAUAUGAUGCAGUUAAGCAAAAUUAUUUAUGCUUGGCAAACAUGUCUACAAACAGAAAUUCGUCGCUCAAACCUGUUGUUGCUUGGAUGCGCUAUGAAGAUGGACAAUGGUCUUUUACAACAGAAGCCUACAAAGCAAAGUUUGUGCAAGAUGCAGGUGGAGAAAAUGUUGAUGAAACUAUCAACAAAAUGUCCUAUAACAUAUCAAUUCCUGAUGACCUUGAUCAACUUCAUGCUAUCUUAUGUUCGGUGGAUGCAGUGAUUGAUGAAACAUACCCUAAUGAUCCUGCAACAUACAACUUGACUACAUUCCUCCAAAAUGUUGGUGUUGAAGAUAAAUCUUGCUUUGCUUUCUUAACAAAUGAAAGCGUUUGGAGAUAUGACAAGAGAAUGCAAAUGAAUACCACUUCACUUGAUUGGUACGACGGCGCUGUGUCUCAACCACAGCUAGUACUGGCAGACUUGAUGGAAGCAAUCUUUCCUACAGGAAACUACACAAGUACUUAUUUUAGAAACCUUGCUAAGGGAGAACAGAUUAUUGACAUCACAACUUAUGAGAAAUGUAAUAGUGAUAGUGCUUUGGAACCAACAAUCAUACCUUGUAAUAGUAAAAUUUACUAGUAUUAUUGAUAUUACUAUUAUCAAUUUAAACGUACCAUAAGUGUUUAUGUUAAUGACUAAUAAAAUAUAAUUUAUUUCUGUAAAGUUUUAAGUAUGAAUUCGAUUUUG